AUGGGAGUGCGGAGAGUCCCAGGAGGAACCGACGCAUUCAAAAUCCAUCCUACAUUGCAAAAUCUAGUUCUCAUAAGCAAGAAGAACAAGUUACAUUUAUGUGGAGACUAUUCCAUCAUCUCCUGUGUGCCUAAAUACAAUGAUGUACAAGAAUAUAUCGUUCAUGACACAAUAUAUCCACACCACCUUCUUCAUCAUAAGAAAACCCACAAAGCCCUAACUUUGCUAGGCUUUGACAGCUCACAAACAGAGACUGACAAAACACUUUUAGCUCAAAGACAGAAACUAAUUUCAAAAUUGACUAAGAUUCCCAAAUAUUCUGAGACUUAUAGGCAGAAGAUAGAUCAUUCGUUUGAAUUCCUUAUGGAUAAUCACACUCCUACAUCAAAUUGUGAUCUUGCCAAUAUUAACAAUCCUAGUACUUUUGAGAAAGUAAAUAAUUCUUUAAUAAAAGCAUUAUCAAUUUGCCAAGAUAAAAAUUCCACAUGGCAAGGAGACAUGGAAGACAGAUUUAUUGUGCUCAACAACUAUGGAAAUAGGUCAGAUACAUGUUUUCUGGGGUUAGUUGACGGCUCUCAUGGUGUGACAGCUGCAGAAACGGUUGCAGCAGAGCUUCCCUUAUUUCUUGACCAGCUUGCUCAAACGGAUUCCUCCUACAAAAAGAGUAAGGAAGAACAGCAAAUUCUAGAUUCUUUUGCCACAGUAAUCAAGGCAGAUUACAGGGAGAAAGAGAAGAUUUUCUCUGAUAAACCAAGCAAUGACGGGACCAACAAGACCAAUACUUACGAAUGGAUUCACAAAGCAUAUGCCAAGUCCUUUUGGAGGAUGGAUAGACUCUUACGACUGGGAAGGAAUGAGGUUUCCAAAGUUCGCUGGAGUGGCUGUUCAGCUGUUACCUGUUUAGUAGAAAGAAUCCCCACUGAAGAGACAGAUGGCACUGAGGAGGAAGAAAACCAACAUUUUGAGAACAACACACGCAGUCCAUUAGCCAGGACAGCCAAAGGUGUUGGUGGGCUACUGCAUAUUGCUAAUAUAGGUAAUGCACAUGCAGUCUUAUAUAAAAAUGGAAAGGGUCACUUCCUCUCAGAAGAGCACAGCACUUCUAAUGUCAGCGAGAGAAGACGCGUACUUAGGAAUGGUGGCAAGAUCAGCACUCAUGAACCAGACGGACUAGUAGAGGGGUACCUGAGGACGACAAGGGGCCUGGGGCAUCACGGAGAUCCAGUACUGAAAAGAUCUGUUAUACCUGUGCCUCACACUGUAUCUGUCCCUAUCGACGAUACCUGUCAGUUUCUUAUUUUAGCUUCUAAUGGGCUUUGGGAAGCUUUGGAUUACAAUGAAGUACUUGCAUUAACACUAACAACAUUCACUCGUUACCUGAGAACGCCCGAGUGUGUCCAGCAACAUGGGCCUUCUCCGUCUAAGUGCCAGUACUUGAUGCCCCUCACUGGAGAGAACUUAAAUGACCCAAAGGGUAUUAGUGAUCUGCAAGAUGGAACAGAGAUACCGUAUUCCAAUAAAGACAUUCUUCUCACCGACUCAAAAGACAACCUGAAACAAAAUAAGCCAAAAUGUUCCAGGAAGAACGAUUUGCAAAGAGAAGAUGGAGUUCCUAAGGAAACUGAUGACCACAAAAAUCAAGCUGAUCCAGAACUGCCUCUUUUCAGUAACAACGAUGAAAAUUCACAAAACAGAGAGAGAAACCAGCCCAAUUCCAGGACACAAGGUAGCUCUGAAGAACUGAAACAGUUUGAGGACAGGAAAGUUUACCUAUGUGACAGUUUUCAGCCACAGUCACAGACUGCAGAGCAAGAAGAAACAGACACUGACACUUUCCAUGCGACAGGUCCAAGUUACACCCAUCAACAGCUGCUGAAGAAUGUACUGGCAGUAGGGCCUGAAGACGUGAAACAGCCCCCAAGAGACACAAAAGCAUGUCUAUCUGAUGAUGACUCAGGUCCACAACUGGUAGAAGAAGUGGACUCCAAGGUAUUUUGUGACAAACCUGCAAGUUACACUGGUCAAGAACUGCUCAAGACUGUAUCACCACAGUCUGAAGAGGAUGCAAAAACACACCUGAGCAAUUGUGAAUCACAAACUGCAGGAACAGGCAGAGCCACCUCCGAGACCCUCUAUGACAAGGCAGCACACUACAUCAGUGAGCAGCUGGUAAAGGCUGCAUUAGCUGCAGGUUCCAGAGAUAAUAUUACGGUUUUGACUGUACUUCUAAACGGAUGCAGUAAGAUACCAAAUUACCUCAACAUUUAA
Eurypyga helias (sunbittern) is the source of this 2268-nucleotide messenger RNA. It is a transcript of the gene PP2D1, whose product is annotated as protein phosphatase 2C-like domain containing 1. Gene Ontology annotation, biological process: protein dephosphorylation. Lineage: Eukaryota; Metazoa; Chordata; Aves; Eurypygiformes; Eurypygidae. Gene Ontology annotation, molecular function: protein serine/threonine phosphatase activity. The record is from RefSeq and is a predicted model, not a curated record.